AUGUUGGGACGGCGAGCGUGGACUUACGCCACGGCCAGUUUCAUCGGACUCGCUUUGAUCUACAUCAUCUUCAUCAACGACGCCGUCAAUCUCCCUGGCAGCAGAACUCAGACAUCGCGCCCCAUCACGCAAUCGACACCUCUGAAUCGUACACGUGAAGAUGAUCUUGAACGCGUGCUGGGGCCGCUCCGGCACAUCGUGUCGCCGACCUACCAUCGCACAGAGGCGCUUCCCGAAUACCUAGACAACUACGCCACGGGCAAGAUCCCCUCCCUCAGGAAAAUCAUCCUCAUCUGGAACAACGAGGAAGACGCUCCUGCAUCGCUCAACCGCUCCAUCGCCAAGUAUCCCGUGCCGGUCGUUCUCGAGAGGCGCGCCCGCAACUCCAAGAAUGAGCGCUUCCGCCGCACGCCAGCCAUCACGACCGCCGCCGUCCUCGCGCUCGACGACGACAUGGUCAUCAUCCCGCGCGACGUGGAGUACGGCUUCCAAGCCUGGCAGACUCACCGCUAUCCUCGGAGUCGCAUGGUAGGAUACGUGCGGCGCCGUGUCAGUGCAGAUGGCCACUAUCGCAUGUCUCCGAGCCCGCAAGGGUACAGUAUGGUGCUGACGAAGUCCGCCUUCAUCCACGUGGACUGGAUGGACCUGUGGUGGGCGGACACGCUGUUGAUGCAGGACUUCCGGGACUACGUGGACGCUCGCAAGCUGCCGGAGAAGUAUCCCGACCUGCGGACUGGUUGCGAAGACAUCGCCAUGUCGUAUCUCUACGCUCACCACACCCGGAUGCCGCCGCUCUGGGUUGCCGAUGCAACUUUCCAUGAUAUCGGACACGCGAAGAUGGACGGCAUUUCGACGCAGCCCGGCCACAACGACGCCAGACAGGCCUGCGUGCAUCACUUCAAUGAUGUGUUCGGGAAGGAUACAAUGGUUGAUACGCAGAUGCAUGUGACGCUCAUCAAGGACGACAAGGCAGCGGAUUGGGUUUGA
Molecule: messenger RNA, 987 nt
Organism: Saxophila tyrrhenica
Lineage: Eukaryota; Fungi; Ascomycota; Dothideomycetes; Mycosphaerellales; Extremaceae
Exons: 2
Coding region: 1-987 (328 amino acids)
Cellular component (GO): membrane
Molecular function (GO): glycosyltransferase activity
Source: RefSeq, a predicted model, not a curated record